AUAAAAAUCGAAUGCGUCAUGUAGUUAUUCGAAAUAAAUUCUUUAUAUUAUAGUAUAUCUUUAUAUUGAGCACAUUUUAUAGCAAACAUUUCUGUUACGCACAAAUAUACUGCACGUUUUAUUAUAUAUGAAAUUUUAACGAUUAUUAUGUAUUUCUAAUAAAUAUCAUAAUUUUUAUACCAGCAAAUGAUUCUGGCCAUAAUUUACCUUACGAGCAAAUUAUUAUAGUAGCCUUUUAGUUCCUACCAAAUAAUUGGUCUAUUUAACCUUACGAUUAUUCUUAUCAGAUGUUUCAUUUAGUGGCAAAUGAUCUUUGACAAGCACUUUAUUUUACUGGCAAAUACUUGUCAGCUUGUCGUUCAGAUGGCAAAUAAUCGUUAUAUCUCUCUAGCCUGGUAUUUGGAACGGUUACUCUUAUAAUAACAAAGGAUAUGUACCUGAAAAGAAUUUUGUAGUAUUGUUACAAGUACUUAGCAAAGCUUCGAGCGAUUUGUAUUCACAUAUCUUUGUACCCUAUUCAUAAAACACAUUGAUAAAUUUUUUUUAUUAUUAUAUAAUUUGUACUUUACAAUUUGUCCAGCUGGACAUUUGGUAAAUUUUUCUAACUUAGUUGCUAAAUAAUAUAUGGAUGGCUACCCCCCGCGAGAUUUCCAUCUUCGAGUAUUGAUAAAGUAUAGUUAUAAACAGUAUAAAUAAAUAUUGAUAAAUAUUUCGUACAAUAUAUAAUAUACUAAACAAAUAUAAUAUACAAAUCUGUAAACCGACAAUCUCUGUUAAGAUUUAUAUGGUAUCCUUGAUAUGAUAUAUUAAGAUAUAGACGCCAGAACAAUAUAUUUAUCCUCCAAACAUAUAUUGUCAUUACACAUAGCAAUAGUUAAAAAUACUAGCGAUAUGAGACGGUAAUUCAGUGAUAAUGGGUACUAUUUUAAAAUUAUAAUGUAUACCGAUAUCGCACCAUCAGUGUAUAAAUUACGUAAAAUGACGAUAACUUGGAGACGUCCCUUUUAAUAGACCCGUAACCGCGACCUGCAUCAAUUCGUCUCGACACGAGGAGGAUGAAGCAUCACCUCUCUAGUCUGUUGCUCGUUCUGUGCGUCUUGUACAUCGCGAAACAGGCGGGAUGUUACAAGAUUCUAGCCAUCGUUCCGACACCAUCUUACAGUCAUCAAAUACCGUACCGACGAUUAUGGCUGGAACUACACAAACGAGGUCAUGAAGUUGUGCUAGUCACGGCAGAUCCUAUACCAAAUAUCAAAUCACCGAAUUUUACGCAAAUCGAUAUUAGCCAAUCUUACGGAACCAUAAAGAGUUUAGAUUUUGUUCAAAUGCGGUUUGAGGGGAAACGCUGGUUGCAUAUUGUGGAAGAAGAAAUGUUGCCUAUAGUCGAAGUUUUUGCGGAAACGAUGCUCAAUGCUACAGAACUGCGGAAGCUAUAUGCUCCAGAGAGCAACGCAACGUUCGAUGUCUUCCUGACGGAAUUCCUCUGCACGCCCUCCACUUACGCUUUCGCACAUCGAUUCAAUGUUCCUAUGAUAGGGUUAAGUUCAUUUGGGUUAAUCGCCAUUAACGAACACGCUCUUGGUGGAUUGGUUCUCCCUUCUCACGAGUACACGUGGGAAAUGGAAGACAACACGGGUACGAAUCUGCCGUUCUUGAAGAGAUUGUGCAAUUUCAUUAACAUGUGGCAUACCGUAUACGACAUCUAUCACGAGCUCAUUCCUCAGCAACAGAAAUUGGCCGAGAAAUAUUUUGGGCCUGUGCCACCAUUGCUAGACUUACUGAAGAACGUUAGCUUGGUUUUUAUCAAUCAGGCUGAUGUUAUGAUAGCGGCUCGACCGAAACUUGCGAACAUAAUCACGUUUACAACCACCCACAUAGAAAAGAAGCUGACAGCUCUGCCUAAGGACUUACAAGCAUUUCUGGAUGGCGCAACAAAUGGGUUCAUCUACUUUAGUCUUGGUAGUAACGCAAGAAGUGCAAGUUUACCACCGGAGAUCCGACGCGUGUUCUGCGAUGUGUUCGCCACGAUGCCGUAUAGAGUUGUCUGGAAAUUCGAGGAGGAUUUUGCCGGGAAACCUGAUAAUGUUUACGUCGGAAAAUGGCUACCACAACAAACCAUUCUCGCUCAUCCGAACAUUAAAUUGUUCAUUUAUCAAGGAGGCCUGCAGAGUAGCGAGGAGACCGUCCACUAUGGCGUACCAGUUCUUGGUUUCGCGAUUUUUGGCGAUCAAGAUUAUCAAGUAACCAGAAUGGAAGCUCUGGGCAUAGGAAAAUAUUUGGAAAUUACAACCCUUAAGAAAGAUGAACUUGAAAAUGCUAUUACAGAGCUUAUAACUAACAAAAAGUACAAAGAAAGGAUACUUUACAUCCGUAAUGUGAUUCAGGAUACACCGUACGAUCAGGUGGAGAAUCUCGCUUGGUGGACAGAGUACGUGAUACGAACGAAAGGCGCCCCUCAUCUUCGCAGUAGUCUAGCUUUUCAGCCUUGGUAUCAACGUUGCGAUAUGGACAUUGUAGUAUUCUUAACGAUCGUAAUUUUCUUGAUCGCUUCUACUACUUUUCAUUUAAUUGUCAAGAUUGUCGUCUACAUUCAUAAAAAAAUCAAAUCAACUGAAAAGCAAAAGAUAAGCUAAGUAUUUAUGACGCAAGUACUUAUAUCACAAUACAGUUCAAGUGACGAAAGUGUUUAGCAUCUCAUUUCAACGAAUGAAUCUUGUCUAGUUUCGUUAAGGAAAUGAUCAUUCCAUGUUUUAUAAUUGGCGAGUUAACCUCGUCACAAGACUAACGAUUCUAGCACGAAUAAUCUGUCAAAUACAAAAAAAGGUUGGAAUGAAAUUGAGAUUCCACUUAUAUAUCGUUAAUCUCUUGAUUGAAAUUUUUUGACGAAGCCAAUUUUACUCCAAAUUAAUAUCAAUCGAUGAUAACAUUGCUUUUCGCUCGGUGAAUGAGAUAGCGCAAGCAGAAAUUACAUUGAAACCAUAGGCAUAUCAAAGUAUGAAGUGUCAGAGUGUUGAUGUAUAUAUAUAUAUAUAUAUAUAUAUAUAGAUAUAUGUAUACAUCUGUCUGUUGCGUCCCUAAAUUUGUUUCAUUUGUUUUUUAAUUUAUUAUUUUUAAGUGUAAGGCGUCUUCUGUUAUCGGGAACGAAAACGAAGUACUUCAAAUUUUCUAUUACAAGGGAUCGAUCGGUAUUGCUGGCAAUA
Messenger RNA from Bombus pyrosoma, 3200 nucleotides. Its product is annotated as UDP-glycosyltransferase UGT5-like. Gene Ontology annotation, molecular function: UDP-glycosyltransferase activity. The coding region runs from base 1056 to 2633 and encodes 525 amino acids. The record is from RefSeq and is a predicted model, not a curated record. NCBI's taxonomy places the organism in Eukaryota, Metazoa, Arthropoda, Insecta, Hymenoptera, Apidae. The transcript is spliced from 5 exons.